Molecule: messenger RNA, 1111 nt
Organism: Malaclemys terrapin pileata
Lineage: Eukaryota; Metazoa; Chordata; Testudines; Emydidae
Gene: TSPAN16
Product: tetraspanin 16
Exons: 5
Coding region: 11-868 (285 amino acids)
Cellular component (GO): membrane
Source: RefSeq, a predicted model, not a curated record
GGUUUUCACCAUGGCUCCCUCGCGCACUGGCUAUGCCACUCUGAAGACUGUCAUGAUUUGCUUCAACACCAUUAUCCUUGUUGUCGGCUGCACCAUGGUGGGACUGGGCCUGUGGAUUAAACUGGGAAGCGCCUCCUUCGUCAGGGUCUUGGGCGCCACCUCGGUGUACUUUGCCCACGUCGGGUACUUCUGCAUCGUGGCGGGCAGCAUGGUGGUCGUGCUGGGGUUCAUGGGCUGCUGGGGCGCGGUGAAAGAGAACAGAUGCCUCCUGCUGACGUACUUCUUAAUAAUGCUGGUCAUCUUCAUCGCUGAAAUCGCAGCAGCUGUCGUCGUAUUCGCUUUCACGUCCUUCGCUCGCAGUAUCGUCCUAGACAAAUCGCUGGCUGCCUUGAAGAAGAAAUACAGCGGCUACAAACACGAUGAUAUCGUGUCCUAUGGAUGGAAUGCAUUCAUGCUGAAGCUGAACUGCUGCGGGGUUCAUAACUACACAGACUUUUCCGGCUCUGCCUUUCAAAUACGGACCAACCUGACUUAUCCCAAAAGCUGCUGCAAAGAUCCAACGAGCUCCGCAUGCAACGGACGCAACGUCAGCAGCGCGGUCAUCAACCAGGAGGUCACGGCCCGGUUUGGGGGUCGAAAAGGAAACUGUGGGAAUAGUGCUGUUAAAAACCUAGCCUGUGUCUGUUGGAGUCGGAGGGAGCAAGGGAGCACGUGGGGGAGCGAUCAGCACCCUGAUCUUGCAGCAAACGCUGCCUGGACGUCUACCUGCACCCACAGGGAUCUCAUGGCAGGAUCGGUGCCUAUGUGCUCUAAAUUCAAAACCAGAAAGCACCUUGUACACCCCUUAAGUGAAGGCCGUGGGGGCUAGUGGGCAGGGCACUGGGUUGGCUCUUCCUGCAGCAUGACUUUGGGCAAGCCACGCCCUCGUGCCUCAGUUUCCCUCUCUGUAAAGUGUGGGGGAAUAACGAUACAGCCCUCUUUUGGAAAGUGCUUUGGGAUCUAUGGAUUUAGGCACAGCCAUAGGCCAGUGGCCAGUCAGCCACGCAGGGGCUAAUUCCACCCCUACCCCACCCCCGCGUGAAGGGAAGAUACACUAGUUUGCCCAGCAAGU